AUGUCAACCGAAAGGGAAAAAACAGAUUUUCCACAAACACUUAUUGGUAAUGGUGAUAAGUUAAGACGUUUCAAUCCAAAAUGGUACACAAAAAAGCAUGGAAAUUGGUUAGAAUAUAGUGUCAAAGCUGAUAGAGUGUAUUGCUUAUAUUGUUACUUAUUCAAAGAAAGUGGACAAAAAGAUGCAUUUGCGAUUGAAGGGGUACAAUGUUGGCAUAGGAAAGAAGAAAGAUUCGAAAGUCAUGUUGGAUUGCUGAAUGGCGGAUUACCUUUUCGAGGUCAUGAUGAAUCUGAAGCAUCUUUAUAUAGAGGACAUUUCAUAGAGUUUUUAAAAUUGUUCGCACAAAUACAUGAAGAAAUUGGAAAGUACAUAUUAAGUAAUGCUCCGAAGAAUUGCCAAAUGACGGUUCCAUCAAUACAAAAAGACAUUUGUAAUUGUUUUGCAGAAGAAGUGUUAAAGAUGAUAUUUGAAGAGCUUGGUGCUGAUGUCUUUUCUUUAUUAGUUGAUGAAUCGAGGGAUAUUUCUAAAAAUGAACAAAUGGCAGUGGUUUUGAGAUAUGUUGAUAAAUUAGGAUUUGUGAAGGAGCGAUAUAUUGGUGUAGUUCAUGUUACGGAAACAACCGCAUUAUCUCUUAAAUCCGCAAUUGAUGAAUUAUUUGCUCACCGCAAUUUGAGUUUGGGUAGGGUUAGAGGCCAAGGAUAUGACGGUGCAAGCAACAUGUCCGAUUUGCUAAGAGAAAGUCAAAGAGAGCUUUUGGCAUUGAAUCUGGAAGUUGUAAUCGGAAGUGUAAAUAAUCAAGAAAUGGCACUUACAAGACCCGGAGAUACACGUUGGAGCUCUCACGAAAAAACACUUCUUCGUUUGCUUACCUUAUAUCCUUGUGUUAUUGAAGUGCUUGAAUAUAUAGAAACUUCGGCAUGGGAACCAAUUCACAAAACUCAAGCAAAUGGACUUCAAUUAUACAUGAAAAGUUUUAAGUUUGUAUUUUAUUUACAUUUGAUGAAACAUAUCUUGGGAGUUACUAACUUAUUGUGUGUCGCUCUUCAAAGAAAGAAUCAAGAUAUUUUGAAUGCAGUUGAGCUGGUUAGAUCAACCAAAGAAGAAUUACAAAGGUAUCGACUUGAAGGCUUUGACUCACUUUUAAAAGAUGUCACAUCCUUUUGUGACAAGUAUGAUAUUGAGAUGAUUAACAUGGAAGAUGAGUAUGUUGACCCGAAAAACAGAAGAAGAAAGACCAACAUCACCAAUCGUCAUCAUUUUGUGGUCAAUAAUUUUAACACGGUUCUCGACAUGCAAAUUCAAGAGCUUGGAAACCGUUUUAACGAGGUAACCACUAACUUGCUUACGUAUAUGAGUUCUUUGAGCCCGCGUAAUAAUUUUAGUUCCUUUAAUAAACUAAACUUGCUAAAGUUGGCCGAAAUGUAUCCGUAUGAUUUUACUUUUGAUGAAAAAGAUAAGCUUAUCGAUGAACUCGGCCACUACAUUUCUAAUAUGAAAAAAGAUAGUCGGUUUGAUAACCUGAAUGGGGUUAGUGAUCUUGCCAAAAGGAUGGUGGAAACAAGGAAACACAUUGAGUAUCAGUUGGUCUAUGGGUUUUCUCAAGAUAAGAAGGUGAAGAAGAAAAGUGUACUGUUCAGGUGUGCGUGA
Messenger RNA from Helianthus annuus (common sunflower), 1647 nucleotides. Its product is annotated as zinc finger MYM-type protein 1-like. The coding region runs from base 1 to 1647 and encodes 548 amino acids. NCBI's taxonomy places the organism in Eukaryota, Viridiplantae, Streptophyta, Magnoliopsida, Asterales, Asteraceae. The transcript has 3 exons. The record is from RefSeq and is a predicted model, not a curated record.